Molecule: messenger RNA, 5456 nt
Organism: Corylus avellana
Lineage: Eukaryota; Viridiplantae; Streptophyta; Magnoliopsida; Fagales; Betulaceae
Source: RefSeq, a predicted model, not a curated record
UUCAUAUUAUACAACGCGGCAUCCACGUUUCUAUUUACUUAAUUCACUAGCUUUUGCUCGCCCUUCUGCAAUUCCCAUCUCAAUUUUCUCCCCUAAAACUACUACUCUUGCAACUUCGUCCAUGGCCUUUAAGGGAGCUUCUUCAUCUUCCUCUUCCUCCUCUUCUGUUACCCGUCAAUGGGCUUAUGAUGUGUUCUUGAGCUUUAGAGGUGAAGAUACUCGAAACAAUUUUACUGCUCAUCUAUACGCUGCUUUGGAUCAAAAGGGAAUCAACACCUACAUAGAUAACGACCUCGAAAGAGGAGAGAACAUUUCUCCAGCACUUCUCAAAGCUAUUGAUGAGUCAAGGAUUUCGGUCAUUGUACUCUCUCAGAAAUAUGCAUCUUCCUCAUGGUGCUUGGAUGAACUUGCGACGAUCCUUGAGUGUAAGAAAAGAAAGGGACAAAUUGUUCUACCGGUGUUUUACAAGGUAGAUCCAUCAGAAGUACGACACCAAAAAAAUAAUUUUGGAGAAGCAUUUGCCAGGCACGAGGAAAGAUUCAAAGAUGAUCAAACGAAGGUGCAGAGGUGGAAGACAGCCCUAACACAAGUGACCAAUUUGUCCGGCUGCCAUUUAGGGAACAGGAAUGAGCAUGACUUUAUUCAGGAAAUCAUUGAAUGGGUGGAUUUGAUGUUAGUAAAAGAGACAUAUUUUCAUGUUGCCAAGUAUCCGGUUGGAAUAGAGUCUCGUGUACAAGAUGUGAUGUUGCUUUUAGAUCUAAAGAAGAAAGACAGUACAUGCAUGGUAGGAAUCGUCGGAACUGGUGGAGUUGGUAAGACAACUCUAGCCAAAGCCAUCUACAACUCAAUUGCUUCUCAAUUUGAAGGUAGUUGUUUUCUUGAAAACGUUAGAGAAACUUCUGACCAAAAGGGCGGUCUAGUCUAUUUACAAAAUAAACUUUUAUCAAAGAUCUUAGGAGGUUCAAGUCAAAUGGUUGACAAUGUUGAUCAAGGAGUUACUUUGAUAGAGAAGAGGCUUCACUUAAAAAUGAUACUUUUAGUUUUUGAUGAUGUGGAUAAGUUAGUCCAAUUAGAAAUGUUAGCAGGAAAAACUGAUUGGUUUGGCUUAGGAAGUAGAAUCAUCAUAACAACGAGAGAUAAACAUUUACUUCGUGCGCAUGAUCAAGUUGAAUCAAUUUACCUUGUGAAUGGGUUGGAUCACUAUGAGGCUCUUCGGCUUUUUAGUUGGAAUGCCUUUAAAAGUGACAAACCUAAUGACGGUUAUGUUGAAGUCACAAAAGAUGCACUACGUUAUUGUGGACGAUUACCACUAGCUUUAAUAGUGGUAGGUUCUACUCUAAAAGGUAGAGACAUACGUUAUUGGAAAAGUAAAUUGGAUGAGUACAGAAGAAUUCCUCACUGUGAUAUUCAAGAAAUCCUUAGAAUAAGUUUUGAUGGAUUGGAUGAAAAUGCGAAGAAUAUUUUUCUUGACAUAGCCUAUUUCUACAAAGGAAAGGAUGUAAAAUAUGUUCAAGAAAUGCUUGACAGUUGUGGUUUCCACUCAAGUACUGGUAUCGAUGAGCUAAAGGAUAAGUGUCUCAUAACUGAGGGAUAUCGGGGAUCCAUCAAGAUGCAUGACUUGGUGCAAGACAUGGGUAGAGAAAUUGUUAGACAAGAAUCACCCAAAAAUCCUGGCAAGCAUAGCAGAUUGUGGUUUCAUGAAGAUGUUCGGCGUGUCCUAGAAGAAGAUAUGGGAACAAACAAAGUUGAAGGCAUAUUGAUAGAUUUGCCUGAACUAAGCCAGCCGAUACACUUGAGUCCCACAGCCUUUGAGAGGAUGAAAAUGCUCAGAAUAUUUAUAAAUCGUAAUGCAUGUUUUUCUGAAGAGCCUAAUUUUCUCUCUAAUGAAUUAAGAUUAAUAGAUUGGGUUGGAUAUCCUGGAGAAUAUUUUCCACCCAAUUUUCGUGGAGAGAAACUUGUGAAUUUAAGAAUGGUUGGUGGUCGCAUCAAGACAUUGGAGGGAGUUGAGUGUUUCCAAAGCUUGACAACUAUGGAUUUCUAUAGCUGUGAAUUCCUUGAAAAAAUCCCUAAUAUUUCAAGGAUCCCAAAUUUAGAGUUGUUGAAACUUUGUUAUUGCAAAAAUCUAGUUGAGGUUCAUCAUUCUGUUGGAUCACUUAAUAAGCUCAAAAACCUGACCAUUUUCUCUUGCUCUAAUCUUAGAAGUUUCCCGAAAAGCUUCAAGUCUAGAUCCCUAGAGAAAAUCGAUUUUAUUAAUUUUUCAAUGCUUAAGAGCUUUCCUAAAAUGGAAUGUUUAGAGGAUAUUUACUGUUGUGAUUCCUUAAGGGCACUUGAUUGGGGCUCCACGUCCACGUUGUACUAUUUAAAUCUAUCAUGGUGUGGUAUUGUUACGCUUUCUCGAUGUAUCGAAAGUUUUGUUGGAUUGAAGGUCCUUAAAAUGGUUAAUUGCAAGCAACUUCAAGAAAUUCUAGGACUUCCACCAAAUGUAGAAGUAGUAACUGCUUGGGGGUGCGUGUCAUUGGAAAUAUUUUUAGAAGGAAGUAGAAAAUCUCAAUUGUUUAAUACGGAGGAUCCACCAGAGCCUAUGGGGGUUGGAACAGAAAUUCCAGCACAACAAUCAUUGAGAAAGAUAAAUUUAUCGGAUAGCGCUAUUGUUAGCCUUCCUACAUUCUUCAAUAGAUUUGUCAAAUUGGAGAAGCUUUACUUGGAAGGUUGCAAGCAACUUCGAAAAAUUCUAGUACUCCCACCAAAUGUAAGAAAACUGAAGGCUUGGAAUUGCUCAUCAUUGGAAGUAUUUUUAGGAGAAGCUGGAAGAUCUCAAUUUAAUACAUUUGUCCCACCAAAUCCUUUGUGGGUUGGAACAGCAUCUUCGGCACUGCAACCAUUGGAACAAAAGUUUCAACUUGAAUGCUCUUUCAAUAGUUUGGAAUUUCUAGAUCUAAGCGGUAGCGCUAUUGUUAGCCUUCCUAUAUGGUUCAACAAAUUUGUCAAAUUGGAGAAGCUUAAAUUGAAUUAUUGCAAGCAACUUCGAAAAAUUUUAGUACUCCCACCAAAUGUAAGAGAAGUGGAGGCUUCUAGUUGCUCAUCAUUGGAAGUAUUUUUAGGAGAAGCUAGAAGAUCUCAAUUGUUUAAUACGUUUGUCCCACCAAAUCCUUUGUGGGUUGGAACAGCAUCUUCGGCACUGCAACCAUUGGAACAAAAGUUUCAACUUGAAUGCUCUUUCAAUAGUUUGCAAUUUCUAAGUCUAUGUGGUAGCGCUAUUGUUAGCCUUCCUAUAUGGUUCAACAAAUCUGUCAAAUUGGAGAAGCUUUUCUUGAGAAAUUGCAAGCAACUUCGAGAAGUUCCAGAGCUUCCACGAAAUAUAGAAAUUGUAGAUUUGGGUGGAUGCACGUCAUUGGAAAGAUUUCCAUUUAAUAAUAUAUACGACUUACCAAAGCUAUCGUGGAUUGACUUCUCCUAUUGCCCUGAACAAAUAGGGAAUGCUGUACACAAUCAAUUAUCCAGUGAGGGACAUCCUAAGUUCAGUGGAUUCCCUCACUUUAGGUGUAAAUAUCCGGGAAAUAGGAUUCCAGGUUGCUUCAACUAUUGUAAAGAGGUUUCAAAUACUAAUUUGUGUGAAAUAGAUACCGGGCCUCUACAUUUUGAUUCAAAGAAUACAAUAUUUGCUUUCUCUGCUGUUAUUGGAAGGAGGGAUCAUGGAAAGCAUCAAUCUACUUUUUAUAUUCAGUUUGAAGUCUUCAAUAAUGGUCAGGAAAAUCGUUCUAAUCGCGCUAUUAUGAAACGUCAGACCACCAGGCCAGAUCAUGUAAUUUUAAUUUACAAAUCAUACCAUUCUCAGCUAACGACGAAUAAUCUUCGAGUUAAAUUUGGAAUCUAUCAUCGUCCACCGUUAGUGUUCUUUAAAAGCUGUGCAUUCCAUAUAAUAGAACAAGGGUAUGAUGAUGAUGACGACGACGACUAUGAUGAUGAUUAUGAUUAUGAUUAUGAUUAUGAAGAAUGUAGUAAUUCUGAUGAUGAUUUUGAUCAUAAUUAUAAUUAUGAUUAUGAAAGCGACUGGAAUCCAAUAGAACAGAGAUAGGAUGAUGAUGAUGAUGAUGAUGAACGGCACAAUUUACAUUUCUGUUCUAAGAGACGCCGUAAUGACGAUGAUGAAGAAGAUGGUGAUGGUACCCACAACAACAGAGGCAUUCUUCGCUCCAGAAAAUUGUAUAGCUGCCAAGAUCUGAGAAUGAAAUUAAAUGCUUCUCAACACCCUUGUGGUGGACUCUACCAACAUGGAAAACGCAUCCUUCAUUGUGUCAAGCCCAUAAUUACAGGCACCAACUUGUGUACUCUCACUUUCGCUGAGGAAUUUCAGAUGCCUCUUGGUGAAUCGCAAUUACAUCAAUCAAAUCACCCCCAGAACUUGGGUUAUAAUAAUGAUAUAAUGGAUCCUUGACUCAGUUGGAUGAUCAUUAUAAUCUUCAUGUGGAUGGUUCUCAUACGGAUGGUGCUCGAGGGUUCACUGGUCUAUUGCCUGCCUAGCUAUAACUCAUCUGCUUCUGGGACACUUGUGGGUGCUGAAGGGCAGUAUGCCGGCCAACAACAAUAUUUUCCUUCCUCAGGAUAUGUUCAUCAACAUGUCUCCUGUGGAUCAGAAGCUUUUUCUAUUCAUUUUUAGAGGGAAAAUUUUGUUUACUCUGUCUCCUUUGGAUCAAUCUUUUGUGUCAGAGGUUGGACUAUUUUUUCCAAGUAAAAUGGCUUAAACUCUAUGAAAAUAUUUGGCAACACUGCUAAUAAAUUUUCAAAGUCUAUUCCUCAUACAACACCAAUCAAAACACUGAACAAGACUUAUUUGCUAGAGAGCUGGAUAGAUGAGUAUGAUAGUAUGGUCAUGCUGCUGUCGAUGCUUGGAGUAGAUAGAAGAUAAAAAGCUAAGAAGGAGAUGAUUGGGCUGGUGGGCUUUGAAAAAGAUAUGGACUUUUGACAACUUGACAUGUGGAAUGGUUUCUUCCACGCAAAGUGGCUUCUUCUUAGGCAUCAAUGGGAAAUAAGUCUACCUAUCCAAGUUCGGGUUCACCUAGAAGCUUUGGGAAUCCUUCUGCAUAUAGGAGUUUUCUGCUAUGAAUUACUUGAAUUCAAGUCAAGACAGUGGUGCCCAGUUGUUUUCUAAUCCCAUCAGAUGUUGGACUUGUGCUUUGCUGACUUGGAGUUUCUAUUCCAAUGGAUUUUGGAAUUGUCAGUGUUUGUGGUCCGAUCUUGAUGCAAUUUUAGUAUGCUGUUCCUGACAAUGAGUACUAUGUAUUGAUUGGUGUCGAUCGUUGGUCUUUCUCUCCAGUCGCUUUGUUGUUAAUACAUACUUGGUGAGAUAUUUCUUUAUUCUUGUUGGAAUCCACUUUAGGGUGAUGAAUUUAUGUUUAAUCCAAUAAUGCAUAUAUUCUUGACGUGGUGAUAACCUCUAGAUAUUUCUCCUCUAGAUA